Messenger RNA from Ostrinia nubilalis (European corn borer), 1371 nucleotides. RefSeq lists its product as uncharacterized. The transcript has 4 exons. The record is from RefSeq and is a predicted model, not a curated record. Bases 128 to 862 code for a protein of 244 amino acids. Lineage: Eukaryota; Metazoa; Arthropoda; Insecta; Lepidoptera; Crambidae.
AUACUCUGUCAAGUUAAGAAGUGUCAAGUCAACGUUUCUGUCAAAGAUUUACAUCAUUUUUCGGAAAUCACUCAAAAAAUCUCUUCAGAGAAUUAAUAAAUAGUUUCAAACCACCAUUAUAAAGAACAUGGCUAGCGGAGAACCCCAGAACUUGCCCAAGCAUAUGACUUAUUCCAAAUCUAGGGUGCCCAUCAUUGGGGCGUUGAUCGACUACAUCGAUACCAGCUUGGAGUAUCUUCGGCGAAAGACCUUCGCCAGGGCAGAAAAUCUCCACGCUAAGGCCUCCCGGGCUACUCUAUCAGCCAGCUUCAUGGCGGCAGUAUGUCUGAUCAUGGGUCUAACUUGCAACGUCAAAUUCGAAGUGGUCAAGUUUGAUGAUGAACCGCUCCCGAACGAUCUCCACUUCAUGCUGAUGAGCAAAGACGAUAAGCUGUAUAUUGACGAUAUUGAUGUUUCCAGAAUAAUGUGGUGUUUAGAAGCCUCCGACACAUUAGUCAUAUUAAUAAGCUGUCUCUUGAUAUGGAAUUCAUCAAAUGUGCGUUCCCCCCUUAGCGAGUAUCUAUUCCUGCCAUGGCUGGGCGCGACGCUCCGUGGGCUGUUCUUACGACAAGCGCCCACUGCAGGGGCUUUGCUGUACACCAUGGCAGUCGUCAACGGCAACAUCAACCCGCUGUUUCUGACUGCCUUCUCUUUCCUCUUCUUGCUAGAAGCGCGCCUAUGGCUCGAGAUCGCUCGCCUGGUGCGCACGCGCUGGGAGCGAAGAGACCACAUCAACACGGCCCGCGACGCCGCCUACGAGGUCGAAACCCUCUGGAGCAAUGACGACGUACAAAGCAUUGAAGUAAGGAACUACGUCUAUUAGACGUAUACUGAAAGACCUAUAUUUUUUUGGAAAAGCAAAGAUAAUUUUCUGCUGGAAAAGUAAAUUUGGGAUGUUUUCUGAUAAUACCAGUGACAGUGUAAAUUUAUUUGGAAACUCCCAAGUGUUACACAAAAUUAUGCAAGAAAGAUUAGAGACGAUUAGCUCAUAUUAAAUCUUGAAAUACUUUUAAUAGUGUGUUAUCAUCAUAAGGUUCAUUGAUAUUGAUAGUUUUUAUAUUCGUGAUGAUUGAUUCGUUUCCAUAAAUGUGUGUCCAAAGUGUUUGUUUAUCUUUUGUCUUGUGUUUUUGUAUUUUUGAUAAAGUUUGUUGGAUAGUUUUAGUGAAAUAAAAUUAUUUUCAUCAAAAACUAUUUUGAAUUGGUAAUUAUCUCAUCUAUUAAUUAAUUCGUUAAAAAUUAAUUUGAAGAGUCAUCUAGGUUUAAGUUAGGGCAUCUGCUGAGUUCAGUGAGCUGCUUCACUGCGCAGACAUGAUACUUACGUGAUACUCUAAG